This is a messenger RNA of Saxophila tyrrhenica, 993 nucleotides long. RefSeq lists its product as uncharacterized. Gene Ontology annotation, molecular function: transmembrane transporter activity. The coding region runs from base 1 to 993 and encodes 330 amino acids. Gene Ontology annotation, cellular component: membrane. The record is from RefSeq and is a predicted model, not a curated record. The transcript has 3 exons. Gene Ontology annotation, biological process: transmembrane transport. Lineage: Eukaryota; Fungi; Ascomycota; Dothideomycetes; Mycosphaerellales; Extremaceae.
AUGGUGUACUGCUCACCGUCAUGGUUGUCACCCCUCUCGCUAGCCAUCAACGUCCUGCUGUUGCGAAGACUCCCGUAUCUCGAGGCCGUGGUGCUCGUCGUCCGCCUCGCCUCGAUCAUCCUCGCAUUUGUCGCUCUUGGUUCGCUCCCCAGAGCAAGCACACACGCGGUAGUCAGCCAGCUGGGCGCGCGAGGGUGGUCGAACCCUGGCGAGGAGGUUGUGAACGCAUCGGAGAAGCUGCCGGUGGCACUAUGGCGCUCCGUCGGCAUCAGCUGGAUCUUCGCCCUCAUCACCACUGUUUUACUCGCAGUCUACAUACCGGACAUUUCUCGUAUAUCAGACUCUCCCACGGGGUAUCCAUUCAUUGAAGUCUUCCACGAAGCAUUCGGUCUCGUGCACGCACCCGGAGCACGUACGCUUACAACGGUGCUUGUGGCCAUGUUCCUCGUCACCUCUGUCACAGCAACUGCCAAUCAAGUCACUGCGUCCAGCAGGCAGCUAUUCGGGUUCGCAAGAGAUGGCGGCGUACCUUUCGCAUCCGUUGUGACCGCAAUAAUCUAUUUCGACGGAACUCCGGUCCCGGUCUGGUCCAUCGCAGCGGUGUGCUUGAUCGUGAGCGCAUUGGCUUGCAUUUAUCUGGCGAGUCCUACGGCUUUGAACGCCUUCAAUUCCCUCGCCGGGGUAGCUCUGGCAGCUUCCUACAUGACCUGCAUUGGCGUCAGGCUCUGGUCGCGAUUGACAAACUACGAGAUGCCUUACGCGAAGCCUACGAAAUGGUCUCUGGAUCGGACUCCAGGAAUGAUUGUCAAUGUCGUCGCCCUUAUUUAUGCUACCUUCAACUUCGUCUUCAUGUUCUUCCCUCUGGCUCCUGGCUUUGACAAAGACCUCUUCAACUGGGCUAUCGUCGUGUUUGGGCUGGUCUUUGUUCUUGCAGCUGGGUUCUAUGCGUUCGAAAGGCGGCACCAUGAGCCUUCGCGUCAUGCGUACAAUUGA